Messenger RNA from Metarhizium album ARSEF 1941, 1713 nucleotides. Its product is annotated as pentatricopeptide repeat protein. The record is from RefSeq and is a predicted model, not a curated record. The transcript has a single exon. Bases 1 to 1713 code for a protein of 570 amino acids. NCBI's taxonomy places the organism in Eukaryota, Fungi, Ascomycota, Sordariomycetes, Hypocreales, Clavicipitaceae. Gene Ontology annotation, molecular function: protein binding.
AUGACGACUACGAGAGCGCCGGCACCACCAGAUGCGGCUGUGGCUGCGCCGAGACUGCCGCAGAGGAGGAGGCAUGGCACAAGUGCUGCGAGCGCUGCUGCGGGCCUGCAAACCCAGGAGGCGAUGCGAGAUGCACAAGAAGCUCGGCGGUCCGGGAACGAGGUUCCACGAGACGAACGCCUGCUGACGCCCUCACCACCAAGCGAGGAGACACUGCGGGCGGCGUCGGUGGAGGAGAUCGUGGCGGCGCUUGUGACGGUCCGAGAUGCUCGGGGAUGGAGCUUCCACGGCCAGGAGAUCGAUCGUCACGAAAGAAUCAUACAGCUCGUUGGCCAUCUCCUGUCGGCGCGGCACCAAGCACCGACCCCCUUUCUGUACGAGUGCCUCAUGGACGCCAUGGCCGAUCCGCAAGGAUCCGUCUGGGGGAUCCGCAAGCUCCUCGACGACAUGGCGUCGCACAACGUGAAGCCCACAGCGGCCGUCUGUCAAAGUGCGCUGGCCGCGCUCGCAAACCACCCGGACUACGCGCUGCGGCAGGAAACACUCGACACCAUGCAGGAAUUCUGGUUCCCAGUCGACACCUCGGCGAGACAGAGCGUUGCCCUGGGUCUCUUGCGCGACGAGCAGUACGAGUUGGCCUUUGCGCGGCUCACCGACAUGAUGGAACAAGGGGCACGCAUUGACGUCUGGGUGUUGGAUAUUUUCGUCAUGGUCUUUGGCAAGUUGGGCUUUUUGGACGAGAUGAUGUCCCUCCUGUACCGACGCAAGAAGAUGCAGAGCGAGGACAUGGCCAUGGCAAGCAUCCUCUACUACGCGCUGGACGUGUGCAGCUCGGCCUUUCACUACACCGGCACGCUCUUUGCCUGGAACGUCGUGGUCAGAGGCUCUCUCCUGCAGCCAGCGGACGGGAUAGUGGAAAACGUCCUCGCAACGGCCGCACGGCACGGCGAUGCCUCUCUGGCGACGGAGGCACUGGACACGAUAUCGCAGCGGACGAGGGUCCUCGCGCACCACUACGAGGCGGUAGCAGAGGCCUUCGCCGCAUCCGGCGACGUGGCGGGCGCACUUCGAAUCCUGUGCAUCAUGAAGAAGAACGGGAUACGGAUCGCUCGAGGCAACACGAGAGCGGUGUACGAGGCGCUCCGACGGCAACCCAAGCUCACCCGCGACGCCGAGACGGCCCUCCGCGCCAUGGCACGCGAUGAGCAGCUCCCCGUCGCGGUCGUCGGAGUCGUGGUCGAAGCCGUCGCCGACGCGCAGGGCUCCGAGGCGGCCAUGGACCUCUACCGCCACGUGCCUGCGCUCUGUGGUGAAGCGGCCAACGCGGCCAUGAUGCAAACCCUCAUCAUCAACAGCCCCGACGAGGAAACCACUCGCUCCCUUGCCAGGGACUAUACUGCCCACGUCGCGGAGGACGAUGACCCCGCUCGAGACGCCCACGUGUACGGAGCCCUCGUGGCAAAGGUCGCGGAAGCGGGGGAGCUGGGAUUGGCAUUCCGCUUCGCUGACAAGGCCCUGGCGGGCAUCGGCGGCUUGGAGACGAGGCAGCUGGCGUGGGUCAAGGUGCUGUUGACAAAGGCGGCCGAGGUGGAGGACGGAAGAAUAUGGGGCGUCGUGGAUGCGUUGAAGAAGGAUGAGCACACGGCGGCUCUGGUGGAGAGACUGCUGAGACGGAUGAGAAUCACGAAGAGGGCUGCUGGUCUGAAGACGUGA